GGUUGUAUACACUGCUUAUAGGCUUACAAGUUAAUAGUCACCUAACUUUUUUCUUCAAGGAUGGUCAUUCUUUAAGUCAAUUAUAAAAAGGUAGAUUGGUCUAAUUGAAAUAUGAAAAGUAAAACUGAUUAGUCCUAACUAAUUGCUAGUCUUUGAGAAUAGUUGUUAAGACACAGUCUUAAUUUAGCAGCUAUGUUUAUGCAACUGCCCCCUGUAUAUUUCUUAAGUGGCACACUGAAAUGAAAGUCAACAAGGGCCAGUGUCACUUGGUUAUCUUUUUUGUAUUCUGCAAAAGAAAGAAAGAAAGUCAUCCAGGUCUGGAAUGUCAUUAGGGUAAGUAAACGAUGACAGAUUUGUCUCUGGAAGAAAGUUUUUUGUGACAAACUGUUCCACCCUCCGAUCCUCCAGGGGUCGCAAAAGAGUAAACUAGUACGCUUUUUGUCUGUUUGUGUUUGACCCACGAAAAAGAAGCAGCUGUAACUAGCAAAGUUUAGGUUAAAGUUUCUCCGGUGGAUACGCCGAGUAAAAAAUACUUUUGAGCACAUUAAUUCGUUGCUUGAAAGGUAUAACAGCAUCAUGGCAGAGAAAAUGAUGUGUAAUUGAAGAGGGUCAAGAGAAAUCGAGAUGUUUGUCAGUUAACACCCAUUCAAUGUAGGAGGGCUUGUAGCUAUGGGGACACAGUUCACAAUUGAUGACGCAUUUGUCCUGGAGGGGGAGGAGGAAGGCGUGGUGCCUGGAGAGGAUGUGGAUGAAUGGAAGGGGAGAGAGAAGGACGGCGGGGGGGAGAUGACAUUCGGACCUCUGUCUUUUGCCAAACAGCAAUGUCAUCCCUCUGCUUCAGCUGGCACCCCUGAACACAGCAAUCUGAAAUAUCAGAACCUGGAAAAUGAAGAUGCUUUAUGUGGCACUGUGAACUCUACUUUCAACAACUUUUUUAAAAUCAGUGAUCCUGCUACCCUGUCCUACUGUAGCUCUCAGUGGUCAUUCAGCACACUCAGCUCAGUCACACAGCUGUCUGCUCACUGCUGCGGGUGGACGUCUCACCCUUUGGUGAAGAAGAACAGACGAGUUGUUCUGGCUUCAUUCCUCCUCUUAAUCACUGGAGUCGCUUUGAUCUUUACAGGCAUUGUCAUACAGUUAAACCCACACGUAGGUGUUUCAAGUGCAAUUUUUUUUGUUCCCGGAUUUCUUCUUUUCAUUCCUGGUGUUUAUCAUGUGAUCUAUAUAAGCUGUGCAGUUAGGGGGAGAAGAGGAUUCAAGUUCUUUUAUUUGCCAUACUUUGAGAAGUGAAGACUUCUCGCAUCAUUCAGACUGGUGGGCUGAAUGGUCUCUGCCCAACAUUUCAUGGACCAAUUAAAAAUAUCAGCGUUUCAAAACCCAACAAAAUGAAAUAUGAAGAUUUUUACAAUCUCAGUUAUAGUUUUAUAAAUGAUUUUAUCAUUCCUGUAGAAGUAAGUACAGAGGUGUAAGAGUCACUUAUAUAGAUUAAAUUUACAUGAGAGUUUUACUUGGAUUUAAAGUGUCCAAAACAUAAAAAGGUGAGAAAGCAGGGAUUGUAUUCAUUUAAAUUUAUUCAUUUAAUUCGAGAGUUUUUUUAAGUAAGACAGCACAUUUCUAUGUGACAUUUUGUAUAAGUUGUGCUACACUGUUGUCAGUGUACUUUCUCAAUUCAAUGAAACAUUUUGAAAGCAUAUAGGCUAUCUAAUAGAUGUAAAAAGUUUCCUAUUAAAUGCAUCAGUAUGAAAUUGUACACCACUAACCUUAAUGUGUAGUAAAAAUGAAAUGAUAGACAAAAUAAAUGACACAUGGAAUAAAGAUGCAGCCAAACCAAGAACACAACCAUUUUAGUCACCACCACAUGCACAUACUCUUUAAUGUAUUUCAUUUCUUUGUAAAAUCAUGUAAUAUGCAUAAACCUUAGUAAAUUAUUUUUUUCUACUGCACAUCAAUUAUCGUUUUACUACUAAUACUUCGAACCACUGUUUUAGUGUACAUUAUACAAGAAAUUGAGUGUUGCAAAGAUUUUGUAUUGUGUACUGUAUAAAUCCUUUUGACACUACAAUAAACCUGUUUUUAUAUUUACUUUUAAAUAACGUAUUUGUUCAUUGUACACAAGAGUGAUCGUACAAAAAUCUCACUGAAACAAGAUUCUUUGAGAACGAGAGUGACAAGAUUCUUUGAGAACACGAAAAAGUUAUAACACAGUUGAAAAACUUCUCUAUUCAAGUGUUGGUAGUACCAACAGAUAUUUGAGUGCUGAUCUUAAACUGACACAAUGUUUCUCCUAACAAUUGAAUGUAACAAUUCUUAAUUCAUAAAACUUACCAAAAAGUCAUUCCAAACUGAUGUAGCAAAUUCAUAUAAAAAUACACAUAAAAAUCCUUAUACAAUUCAAUCAUAAUCUCAGUAUUUUGUUAUACCUAUAAAAUUAAUAAUUUUGAUAGAAUUUUUAGCAACUAACAUAAUUUGUUUCAGCUGCUGUCUGACUCUUCAAUUCACCACAUGUGAAAUGCUGCAUUCUAUUACUUUGUUACACUCCCAAAACUUCAUUAUUUAAAGCAUCACACAUCUAAGAGGUAGGUCUACAUGUUGCAUAUUUAGCAAGAUAACAAAAUGAGGUAGUGUUUUGCGGUUUCAGAAAACAUAUUGACGAUUCAACUCUCUUGUUUUUGACGAUAAACACAAACACUAGAAUCUAGUGCCUGAGAACUUUCAUUUUCAAUGUGAAACUUUUGGGUUAGUGUUGUAAU
Triplophysa rosa is the source of this 2750-nucleotide messenger RNA. RefSeq names its product transmembrane protein 134 (gene tmem134). The coding region runs from base 670 to 1290 and encodes 206 amino acids. The record is from RefSeq and is a predicted model, not a curated record. Lineage: Eukaryota; Metazoa; Chordata; Actinopteri; Cypriniformes; Nemacheilidae. The transcript has 8 exons.